UGGGCGGCUCCGGGAGAUCGGGCGCAGCACCCGCAGGUCGGGGCUGGGCGGGCAGGACCCAAACCCGGUUCUCUGGGCCCGGGCCCCGCAGCCACGCCGAGCGCGCACUCACACUCCGUCUCUGCGCGCGGCUGGCGGUGGGCGCGAUGGACGCGGCGCUGCUCCCCAGCCUGCUGGAAGCCAACUGCAGCCUGGCGCUGGCCGGAGAGCUGUCCCCGGACGGCUGGGCGCUGGCCCUGGACCCCGAGGGUCCCCACUCCUACUGCAACGCGACCUUGGACCUGAUCGGGACGUGCUGGCCCCGCAGCGCCGCCGGAGCCCUGGUGGAGAGGCCGUGCCCCGAGCACUUCAAUGGCAUCAAGUACAACACCACGCGAAAUGUCUACCGAGAGUGCCUGGAGAAUGGGACCUGGGCCUCACGGCUCAACUACUCGCAGUGUGUGCCCAUUUUGGAUGACAAGCAGUGGAAGUAUGAACUGCACUACUACAUCGCACACAUGGUCAACUACCUGGGCCAUUGCGUUUCCAUGGCAGCCCUCAUGGCCGCUUUCCUGCUUUUCCUGGCCCUGCGGAGCAUUCGCUGUCUUCGGAAUGUGAUUCACUGGAACCUGAUCGGCACCUUUAUCCUGCGGAAUGCCACGUGGUUCCUGCUGCAGCUCAUCGGCCCCGAAGUGCAUGAAAGCAAUGAGGUCUGGUGUCGCUGCAUCACCACCGUCUUCAACUACUUCCUGGUGACAAACUUCUUCUGGAUGUUCGUGGAGGGCUGCUACCUGCACACAGCCAUCGUCAUGACCUACUCCACCGAGCGCCUGCCCAAGUGGCUCUUCCUCUUCAUCGGAUGGUGCAUCCCUUGCCCCAUCAUCAUCGCCUGGGCCCUGGCCAAGCUCUACUAUGAGAAUAAACAGUGCUGGUUUGGGAAGGAGCCGGGCGACCUACUGGACUACAUCUACCAGGGCCCCAUCAUCCUCGUGCUCCUGAUCAACUUUGUGUUUCUGUUCAACAUCGUCAGGAUCCUGAUGACAAAACUACGAGCAUCCACCACGUCAGAGACGAUCCAGUACAGGAAGGCGGUGAAGGCCACCCUGGUGCUCCUGCCGCUUCUGGGCACCACCUACAUGCUCUUCUUGGUCAACCCCGGGCAGAAGGACGAGCUGUCGCAGAUCGUGUUCAUCUACUUCAACUCCUUCCUGCAGUCAUUCCAGGGCUUCUUCGUGUCUGUCUUCUACUGCUUCUUAAACGGAGAGGUGCGCGCAGCCGUGAAGAAGAGGUGGCACCGGUGGCAGGACCAUCACUCGCUCCGAGUCCCAGGGGCCGUGUCCAUCCCCACCUCGCCCACUCGGAUCAGCUUCCACAGCAUCAAGCAGACGGCCGCUGUAUGACCCCGCGUGUCACCGCUCGCCCGUCACUCCCGGGUCAGUCGGAACAGCUUCCCCGUCCUCCUCCACCGCCCGUGCUUGCCCGAAGCCCAGAUGGGGCCGGAGGGAGGGAGGGAGAGACCAGCUCUCCAGCCUGUGCAGCCCAGGGGCCUCCGCGGGCCCAGGGGCCGGAGCGGAGCGGAGAAGUCGCAGGAACCCCAAGGAGAGCAAGACGGUGGGUCCGCAGGCGUUUGUGACACCGGCCUCACAGAGAUCCUCAUGGCAGCCCCGCUCACCGAUGAGGAGGCUGAGGCCCGGGGCGGAAGGACCUGCCCAAGUCCCACAGCUCGAUCCUGUGGCCUGGGCCCCUGCCCCCCUCGUGGUGUGGGCCCUCCUGCCAGCAGCCGGAGGCGGUUGGCCCUGCUCCCUGCCUGCCGCCUCCACACUCAGGGGCGCCCUCUGCAGUCGGGGGGAGUAAAGGAUUAGUUUGGAGGGCUUAAUCCCAGGGCCCCUCUGCGAAAGCCUGGUCUACACCACCCCUGCCCCCGGGCUUCCUGAAGAAGAAGGCGGACUCCUUUCUGGGAGACCCAUAGAUUCAAGGGCUUGAGGAGGGGAAGGGGGAGAGGAAGACAGGGCUAGGACAGCCACACUUAGGCCAAUAAGGUACAUAGGGCAGGACAAAACGG
Messenger RNA from Myotis daubentonii (Daubenton's bat), 2041 nucleotides. RefSeq names its product corticotropin releasing hormone receptor 2 (gene CRHR2). Lineage: Eukaryota; Metazoa; Chordata; Mammalia; Chiroptera; Vespertilionidae. The record is from RefSeq and is a predicted model, not a curated record. Gene Ontology annotation, cellular component: dendrite; plasma membrane; axon terminus. Gene Ontology annotation, molecular function: corticotropin-releasing hormone receptor activity; G protein-coupled peptide receptor activity; peptide hormone binding. Gene Ontology annotation, biological process: cell surface receptor signaling pathway; long-term synaptic potentiation; adenylate cyclase-modulating G protein-coupled receptor signaling pathway.